GCUGGGGAUCGCUGCCAUCUUGCAAUGUCGCGCGGGGGCUUUCCUGGCAGCGUUUGCGCUGCGCUGUUCGUCGUGGUGUAGCAUUAACAAGGGCACGUCAAAGCGAUCAGCCUGUGCAAGUAUAGGCUACACAGACUACCCAAGCGUCACCAAGGUGUCUUGGUGGAUGCGACACUACGAUGGUCCGUCUCCCAAGCGACACUUCAUGUAUUCAAACUCACCCCACAUCCGUAGAUUGGACAAGGGAAAGCUUCAGGGCUGGAAGGCUUCCUCUAGCAAAGCCAAGAACGCUAUAGUCUACAGGGACUCUCAGAACCGCAAGCGCUACAAGGGCACAGCCUUGCUGAAGUCUUCAGAGAUCUAUCCGAUCAAGUUUGCAAGGUGCUUGGUGGAUUUGUACCCGGACCUCGUCAGUAGUGCCCGCGGACAAGCCACACUUCCCGAAGCAAUCCCGCCUGCUUUGGAUUCGUUUUUGAAAAUGCCCGAGACCUCAGCGGGGCUAGAGUUUGCUGCCUUGGAAGAAGUUUUCAACUACCUCCGUCGGGGCAAGCGCCUCAGCAUCCCUGCUAGGUGGGCCCAAUAUAUUUCAAAGCCUCAGUGA
Molecule: messenger RNA, 601 nt
Organism: Durusdinium trenchii
Lineage: Eukaryota; Dinophyceae; Suessiales; Symbiodiniaceae
Source: the annotation of a GenBank genome assembly